Molecule: messenger RNA, 814 nt
Organism: Podospora pseudocomata
Lineage: Eukaryota; Fungi; Ascomycota; Sordariomycetes; Sordariales; Podosporaceae
Exons: 3
Coding region: 237-710 (157 amino acids)
Source: RefSeq, a predicted model, not a curated record
AGAAAACCCCACCUGUGUCAUCCCAUCUCCAAUGACUGAGCUAUGACGUAUGAUACACCAAUGGCCUCGAGCGGUUUCCAUUGGGGUAUUGGUCAAGCUACCAAACCAAACAAACACAUGCUCACCUGACACGCAACUACAAGAAGAAGACCCUGCGAGCUUUCAGUCCACCAACUUUCCAAUUACAUCUACACACAGCAAGUCUCAACAACCAUACCACACACCCAACAAUCACAAUGCCGAUCGCAACCACCAACGAAGUCAUCGAGAGCGCCGUGAUCCGUGCGCCCCUCUCCCACGUCUGGCACUUCAUCAAGCUCGCUGAGUUCCCCAAGUGGUACUCCCAGAUCAAGCAAGCCGAGCACAUCGUCAAGGGUGUCAGCGACGAGACGGACGUGUACAAGUGGACGUUCAAGGACGGGAGCGUGGUGGAGAUCAAGCAGGAUGAGCACAGCAACCUGGACCACUUCAUCACCUACAGUGUCAUCAACAGCGAGCCCGAGCUGAGCUACUCGAGCGUAGUCAGCACGAUUCGAUGCUGGCCCGUCACGUCGGGCGAGUUUGAGGAGAGCACUUUUGUGAGGUGGACUUCCAAGUUUGCGAGCGAUGCUGAUAUUGGUGUUAUCGAGGAUGCCAAGUACAAGCGACGGGAUGCGUUGAAGGACCUUGCGGCUGCGGCGCAGAAGAUGGUGAAGGAGCAUCAGAAGUAAUGAGAAGAUGGGAGGAUGGAAGCAAGCUUUGUUUGUUAUUGGUCAUGAUUUGGGAGACGGGUUCAUGGGCAGAAUAUGGAUAUUGUAAGAUGUUGAUGCUAGGU